Molecule: messenger RNA, 384 nt
Organism: Orycteropus afer afer
Lineage: Eukaryota; Metazoa; Chordata; Mammalia; Tubulidentata; Orycteropodidae
Gene: CREBL2
Product: cAMP responsive element binding protein like 2
Exons: 3
Coding region: 1-384 (127 amino acids)
Biological process (GO): regulation of DNA-templated transcription
Cellular component (GO): nucleus
Molecular function (GO): DNA-binding transcription factor activity
Source: RefSeq, a predicted model, not a curated record
AUGGAUGACAGUAAGGUGGUUGGAGGCAAAGUAAAGAAGCCUGGUAAACGUGGUCGAAAGCCAGCCAAAAUCGACUUGAAAGCAAAACUUGAGAGGAGCCGGCAGAGUGCAAGAGAAUGCCGGGCCAGAAAAAAGCUGCGGUAUCAGUAUUUGGAAGAGUUGGUAUCCAGUCGAGAAAGAGCCAUAUGUGCUCUCAGAGAGGAACUGGAAAUGUACAAGCAGUGGUGCAUGGCAAUGGACCAAGGAAAAAUCCCUUCUGAAAUAAAGGCCCUACUCACUGGAGAAGAACAGAGCAAAUCUCAGCAGAAUUCAAGCAGGCACACCAAGGCUGGGAAGACAGAAACUAACAAUUCCUGUGAGUAUAAUGGGAGAAUUUAUAUUUAG